Molecule: messenger RNA, 1218 nt
Organism: Jaculus jaculus (lesser Egyptian jerboa)
Lineage: Eukaryota; Metazoa; Chordata; Mammalia; Rodentia; Dipodidae
Gene: Arhgdib
Product: Rho GDP dissociation inhibitor beta
Exons: 6
Coding region: 146-748 (200 amino acids)
Biological process (GO): Rho protein signal transduction
Cellular component (GO): membrane; cytoplasm; cytosol
Molecular function (GO): Rho GDP-dissociation inhibitor activity; protein binding
Source: RefSeq, a predicted model, not a curated record
GCCCAGGGUUUCCUCUUCAAGUAGGUUAAAACAUUUUUUUUUUUUUUCGCACUAACUUCCUUCCUGUCUUAACUGCCAGUACUCAGAAGUCAGAGUUGAGAGAUAGAGGCAGCACGGACAGAAACAAGAAGCCUUGAAUAUCAAGAUGACUGAGAAAGACGCAGAGCCACAGUUGGAGGAAGGGGAGGACGACAUAGACAGCAAGCUCAACUACAAGCCCCCACCCCAGAAGUCCCUGAAGGAGCUGCAGGAGAUGGACAAAGACGACGAGAGCCUGGCCAAGUACAAGAAAACCCUGCUGGGCGACGCUCCUGUGGUAGCAGACCCAACAGUCCCCAAUGUGACUGUUACCCGGCUUUCCCUGGUUUGUGACAACGCGCCAGGGCCAAUCACCAUGGACCUUACUGGGGAUCUGGAAGCCCUCAAAAAGCAAACCUAUGUGCUAAAGGAAGGCAUUGAAUAUAGAGUCAAAAUUAACUUCAAAGUGAACAGGGAUAUUGUGUCAGGCCUGAAAUAUGUCCAGCAUACCUACCGAACUGGGUUAAAAGUGGAUAAAGCAACGUUUAUGGUUGGCAGCUACGGGCCUCGGCCACAGGAAUAUGAGUUCCUCACUCCAACAGAGGAGGCUCCUAAGGGCAUGAUGGCCCGAGGCACCUACCACAACAAGUCUUUCUUCACCGAUGACGACAGACAAGAUCACCUCACCUGGGAGUGGAACUUGACCAUUAAGAAGGACUGGACAGACUGAGCACCCCCGCACUCACUCCACCAGGAAGAAUUCUCCAGGCCAUGUCCAUCACCCUGUCUCUCUGUUCAUGGAUGGGUCCCUUCUCUCUCACCCAUCACGUGUCCUCAGUGACACAUCUUAUCCCACCCUGCCUCUCCCAGUGCUUCCCGCACAUGAGGCUUUAAACCAGGCUUUAACGGUGCCAGACCCCUAGGAUCGCCCCCCUGCCUCCAGCGGGGCCAGACCCCCCACGAUCUCCUGCUCUCCUGUCCUCAUUUGAGCAGCUAGAAACCAGGAGAUGGACAAAUUCCCACUACCACUCCCUCUGCCUUGCGGUCAGUAGUUCGUCCCUGUCCUGGGUUGUCCAGCCCCGGGACUCCCUUCUCAGCUUCCCUUCUCAGCUUCCCUGCCACUUGGGGCCCUUCUUCCAUGAGAAACACUGUAAACAGCACAAGAGAAUAAGAAUAAAACCACUGUAUGUGUGACUGAGA